This is a messenger RNA of Umbelopsis ramanniana AG, 1587 nucleotides long. RefSeq lists its product as uncharacterized. The transcript is spliced from 8 exons. Gene Ontology annotation, cellular component: cytoplasm. Gene Ontology annotation, biological process: protein phosphorylation; intracellular signal transduction. Gene Ontology annotation, molecular function: protein serine/threonine kinase activity; ATP binding. Bases 132 to 1511 code for a protein of 459 amino acids. Lineage: Eukaryota; Fungi; Mucoromycota; Umbelopsidomycetes; Umbelopsidales; Umbelopsidaceae. The record is from RefSeq and is a predicted model, not a curated record.
CUUUUGCCCCCAUACCCUCCCACCUCCAUCGCAAUACCUCUUCAGCUUCUUUUUCAAAUUAAAACCCAGUUAUUCCCAUUUUAAUCUUUUUUAGUCCAGCCAGUUCUAGUUUUGCAUCUUCGCCUCUUUCAAUGUUCAAGAGUCCCACCCAAUCACCACCUGGAACGCCAAGCAGUUCCAGCUCUAGUGUUCUAACCAGCUCGGGCAGUGGUAGUCGCUACAGCAGACCACCGUCCGUUGUGAUCGAAACGUUGCAUGCUACGACGAGCGAGAAUUCCGCCGGACAAAAGAAAAUCAACCAGUAUACGCUACAAAAAGAAAUUGGCCACGGUGCAUUUGGAACGGUCCAUAUCGCAGUCGAUACAAGUGGUAACGUUUAUGCCAUUAAAGAAUUUAGUAAAUCUCGACUGCGUAAGAAGGAGCAGUCUGAUAUGCUGCGUAGGUCUGGCCCGCGUGGUCGUGGUCGUGGUCGCGUCGGCUUAGGUGUUGGCCGAGCUGCUUCAGCUGCAGCUGCGGAACCCAAAAAUCCUCUCGAUUUGGUCAGAGGUGAAAUGGCUAUCCUCAAAAAGCUUAACCAUGAAAACGUCGUCAAACUGUUCGAAGUAUUGGAUGAUCCUAAUGACGAUUCUUUGUAUAUGGUCUUUGAAAUGGCCGAGAAAGGUGCAUUAAUGGACAUUGAUUUGGAUAAGGCUUCUGUUCCUUACAGCGAAGAGGAAUCUCGCAUUUACUUUCGGCAGAUGAUCCUUGGUAUUGAAUACCUUCAUCAUAACGAAAUCGCACAUCGAGAUAUUAAGCCUGACAACCUGUUGAGAUCAAAGGACGACGUGCUGAAAAUUGUGGAUUUCGGUGUAUCUGAAAUGUUUAAUAAAGGCGACGAUCGUCUGAAGAAAUCAGCAGGCAGUCCUGCAUUCAUGGCACCAGAGCUUUGUGUCGCUCGUCACGGCGAUGUAUCUGGUACUGCGGCUGAUAUUUGGUCAAUGGGUGUGACCCUUUACUGUCUCAUCUAUGGGCGACUACCGUUCCCAAAAUCCAAUGUGAUUGAAUUGUUUGAGGCCAUCAAAAAUGACCCAGUUCCUUAUGAAUCCGACACGAAUCCAAAAUUACUCGACCUUUUCCAGAAAAUGCUCACAAAAGAUCCCUCACAACGUAUCACCAUGGAACAAAUGAGAGUACACCCAUGGGUUACCUUGGAUGGCACAGACCCACUCAUCUCCGUGGACGAAAAUUGCCAACUUGUCGUCACCGAGGUUACAGAAGAGGAGUUCAGCAAUGCUAUCAAGAGUGUGGCAAAUAUUUUUACGGUGAUGAAAGCAGUUACCAAAUUCAAAAGACAUUCUAGAAGCAUGUCGCAACAGUCUUUGAAGGCUAUGGCCGAACAAGAGCCUCGUAAGGAUCCCAAGACGGAUGUCGAAGCAAAACACCACCGCCGCUCUACUACCGAUGACGAAACGCACCUGGCCGUGGAAGGCUUGGAGCGGGAUACCAGGCGUCUGUCUAUUGAACAAUCUUAGAACCUUAAUAAUUUCAAUAAUUCAUCUGGUUUUAAUAAUAAACCAUGAAGACAAUAUUCCACCGCCAAUAACAGCG